UUCUCCUGCCCAAAUACAGCUUCCAAUUUCUGUUAGAAUGAUUUAUCUAAAAAUGCAGAUUUGCCCAUGUCACUUCCUUAAUUUAGUGGUUCGUCAACACCCAGUGCUCCACACAUUUUCCACUAAAUGACUACUUAUGAUAGAUAAGCUUUUCUCAACUGCAUUCCCAUAAGAAAAUUAAACCCUAAUGCUAUUAGGCAUCCAUUGUAUGUAAUGUAUUAACUUUUUACCAGUGCAUCUGAAAUGGUCCUAGUUGCUUACACUCUUGAAGAAAAUUGAGGAAAUAGUCAUUCAAAUUCUUUUCUUUGUUCUGUGGUUCAGAUGAGGAACCCAGUGUAAAAGAGUAGAGAGAGAGAAUGUAUGUUCUUCAAGAGGUCCAGAAGCAUGGCUGGGAACAAUCUCCAGAAAAAAACUCCACAAAUUUCAUUGAAGUCUAGGGUUUCAACUUUAUUAUUAUUUUUAAAAAUAUAUAUAUAUACACACACACAUUUAUUUAUUUAUUAUAAAUUUAUUUAUUUAAUUUAUUUAUUUUUGGCUGCUUUGGGUCUUUGUUGCUGCAUGCGGGCUUUCUCUAGUUGUGGCGAGCGGGGGCUACCCUUCCUUGCGGUGCACGGGCUUCUCAUUGUGGUGGCUUCUUUUGUUGCAGAGCACAGGCUCUAGGUGCUCAGGCUUCAGUAGUUGUGGCUCGCGGGCUCUAGAGCGCAGGCUCAGUAGUUGUGGCACACGGGCGUAGUUGCUCCACGGCAUGUGGGAUCUUCCCGGACAAGGGCUUGAACCUGUGUCCCCGGCAUUGGCAGUCGGAUUCUUAACCACUGCGCCACCAGGGAAGACCCUAGGGUUUCAUCUUUAAAUUUAUGUGACUAUUGUAUUCUACUACAUAAUAUGUCCAUUGUUAAAAGUGUUUUAAAAUAUUUGUCAAUGAAUAGAAUUGAUUUUACAGGAGGAUUUGCCUGAGGUCCGUGGAACUAAAAAUAACUACCUUUUUUCUUAGCCCUGUAGUGGACAUUUUAUACAUGUUACAUUAUUUAAUGUCUCUAGGAAAAUCGCCCAAGAUAACACAGCUAGUAAGGUGUCAAGACUCAGGGCACUAAGGGAGGUAUGUCUCAACUCCACAACUUGAAGCUGAGUUGAGUCAAGAGCCUUGGAAGUCUUUGCCCCAUUUCUAAGUUUGUCUUCACUGGAAUAGAGGGUUUUUUUUCCCUUGGUCAAAUUAGUAUUGUGGUUCAGAUCAUGCGUAAUUCCAUACUUCUUUGGCAUAAUACAACUAACCUUGAUUAUCCAAAAGAAAAAUGAGCAGUGAUGCAGGUAAUUCCAUAUAAUAGGGAAUCUUGUCUUUCUCUGGUGGCUCUGAAACAUAUAAAAUUACUUUUUUUUUAGUAGCAGAUUCACUUUUCUAAUUGUUUUGUCUUGAUAGAUAUUGACAUAUUGUAAUUUCUUGAGUACUCUAGCUGGUUGUGGGAGCUGGCUUUUUUUGGCAAGAGGUAGCUAUCUUGCUAUUGAAAACUUGGUUCCUCCACCCCAGAAAACAUAGAGUUGACUCCAUUUGUGUCUACUUACCCAAGGUACUUGGGAAAGCAUAAAUGCUAAAGUACCAAGGUGUCAGAGUGGCUUCCCCAGCUCCACCCCUAAUCUGACAUUUACCUAGCCAUCUGGAAUACAGUUUCCAUUAGGUGUCCAAAGAGAAUGUCCGGAAUGCCCUGUCAGUGGCCAUUCAGCGCAGAAUUUCAAGGGGAUCUGGCUCCUGUAGCUCCUCUAAGAAGCUAGAACAAGUUCUGAAAUAAUUGCUAAUGGAGGGAGCCAUAGUGGCUAUUUUCACUCAUCUCUGGCUGUACCCCUGAAUUUCUGGUUCUUCCUAAAAGCUUGAAGUUUGGGAGUCUAAGGGCAUCCAGAGGAUGCAGAGUCCUGUGAGGUUCUUUUAUUUGUAACACCUUGCCUCCUUUGCUGUUCUAAACUCUCUUUUCAGUAUGAGUUAAUAAAGCUUGCAUGUUAGUACCCAGUACCCUUUAGAUUAUGUAAAAGAGGAGAAGAGGUAGACUGGGAGGGAAAGUCCAGAGUUUGGAUUAGAAAACCUGUUUAGUCAAAGGGGAACUUAGCUGAGGAACAGAAUGAAAAUUAUUUCCUUAGACAGUAGACAAACAUUCAGGAAACACCUCUGUACCCCAAAGAUAGGAACAGCUGCCACACAGUGACUAUUAAAGGGAGGUUCUAAGUUAUGAGCAAACAGCUGAUUCUCUUGGUUCUUAGGCUGUUGCUGUUGGUGACAGGAAAUCUUGUUUCCCAAGCUACUGGCUUCCUGUUUUAUUUUUACUCUUAGCAGAUCAGAAUGUCCAUAACAAGGAGCAGUCUGUUCCAAAGGGUUCUACUCCCUCUUUGAGCCUGAAGGGCUUUUUUUUUUUUCUUUUGGUCAGACAAUAUGUUGGUUCACUUUUAAGAUCUAUGAUGUUUAGCUUGAUUUAAGCAUUUCGUAUUCACAAUCAACUUUUUUGGUGAUGAGCUGGUGUUUUGAGAUUUGAUGUUGUUUUUCAUCAUUCAGAACGUUGCCUGAAGCAGGUCCACCAUGCCGUUAGUAACGAGGAACAUCGAGCCAAGGCACCUGUGCCGUCAGACGUUGCCUAGCGUUAGAAGCGAGCUGGAAUGCAUGACCAACAUCACCCUGGCAAAUGUCAUCCGACAGCUGGGCAGCCUGAGUAAAUAUGCCGAGGACAUUUUUGGAGAGCUCUUCACUCAGGCAAAUACUUUUGCCUCUCGAGUAAGCUCCCUUGCUGAGAGGGUCGACCGCCUACAAGUUAAAGUCACUCAGCUGGAUCCCAAGGAAGAAGAAGUGUCACUACAAGGAAUCAACACCCGAAAGGCCUUCAGAAGCUCUACCGUUCAAGACCAGAAGCUUUUUGACAGAAACUCUCUCCCCAUACCUGUCUUGGAAACAUACAACACCUGUGAUACUCCUCCACCUCUCAACAAUCUGACCCCUUACAGGGACGAUGGGAAAGAGGCACUCAAAUUCUACACAGACCCUUCGUACUUCUUUGAUCUUUGGAAGGAGAAGAUGCUGCAGGACACCAAGGAUAUCAUGAAAGAGAAGAGAAAGCAUAGGAAAGAGAAGAAGGAUAAUCCAAAUCGAGGAAAUGUAAACCCACGUAAAAUCAAGACACGUAAGGAAGAGUGGGAGAAAAUGAAGAUGGGUCAAGAAUUUGUAGAAUCCAAAGAAAAGCUGGGGCCUUCUGGGUAUCCACCCACCUUGGUGUACCAGAAUGGCAGCGUUGGGUCUGUUGAUAACGUGGAUGCAAGCAACUACCCACCACCACCACAGUCAGACUCCACUUCUCCGCCUUCUCCUUCCUUCUCUGAGGACAGCUUGCCUCCCCCACCAGCAGAAUUCAGCUACCCAGCAGACAGUAUCCAAAGAGGGUCUGGCUUAGCUGGGCCCAAAAGAUCCAGUGUGGUCAGCCCAAGCCAUCCACCACCAGCUCCUCCUCUGGGCUCUCCGCCAGGCCCCAAACCUGGGUUUGCUCCACCACCUGCCCCUCCGCCUCCACCUCUGAUGAUGAGCACUCCACCCCCACCACCGCUUGGAGGAUUUGGGUCUCCAGGGACGCCACCACCACCUUCACCCCCAUCUUUCCCACCUCACCCCGAUUUUGCUGCCCCUCCACCUCCUCCCCCACCGCCAGCAGCUGACUACUCACCUCUGCCACCACCUCCCUUGUCCCAACCAGCAGGAGGAGCACCUCCGCCUCCCCCGCCCCCCCCUCCUCCAGGGCCCCCUCCUCCCCCUUUCAGUGGUGUAGAUGGCCAGCCUGCUGCACCUUCACCACUUUCUGACACCACCAAGCCCAAGUCCUCCUUGCCUCCUGUGAGCGAUGCCCGCAGCGACUUGCUUUCAGCCAUCCGUCAAGGCUUUCAGCUGCGCAGGGUUGAGGAGCAGCGGGAACAAGAGAAGCGGGAUGUUGUGGGCAACGACGUGGCCACCAUCUUGUCACGUCGCAUUGCUGUGGAGUACAGCGACUCAGAAGAUGACUCCUCUGAGUUUGAUGAGGACGAGUGGUCGGAUUAACUCUUCUGCCUGCUGCCCGCUUCCUUUUUCUUUCCUUCCUACCUGCCUCCUUUGAUGCCUACCCCGACAGUCCCAAGGGGAAAAAAGGGAGGAAAAAAAGAAUCUCAAGGGGCCAGAGCCUUCCCUGAAGCAACCAAAGAUAUAUCCAAGUGCUUCCUCCAAAUCAACAUGUAUUUCCCAUCUCCCCGAGGUCAGGCCCAUGGGGCUCCUGAGGUUCAGUAGCUGAGAUAUUCCCUCUUCCCUUCAAGUGACUGUUGCAUAUUGAAGAGAAGGGAAAACCCCAAAGCAGAUCCCUUUGAUUGGAUUUAAAUUUGGAGUUGGUGCCUUCCCCUAGAAGCCAUUUUCUGUGGUCUUCUAGAAUCCUUGCCCUCAGCUACUUUGAAUAAUGCCAGCCAUCUUCUGGUCCUAAAGCCUGCCUGGACACAGCUGGCCCCUUUCCCAUGCACUGAGAGGGCGGAGCAGCCGCAUACCCCGUGCCUCCCCCUUCUGCCCUCAUCAGCAGGGUGAGGCUGCCUUUUGCUAAGCCAUCUCUAUGUCUGGAUGCCCUUUAUUCCAGGAGCCAUCCAGCCCCUAAAGAAACGUCUUACCCCUCUGCUCAGAAACAAUGCCUUUCUGGAGGCAGGGGUGGUUCCCUCCCUCCCAGGGUCCCUCUCCUGAAUGUGGUGUUCCACGUUCCUUAAAUGCCCCUCCCUCACCACCAGGUGCCUCCAAGCACCACAGCCCGGUUCUAACCUCUAAUACUCACGACCAAACUAGCCCUGACACACAGGGAUCUGGGCCUCUUCUGGCUCUCGGGAGCCAAGCUUAGAGACUUGUAACUGCAGGACUGGAAAAAGGCGGAACUGGGUUGAAUGAUGCUGAAGCCUAGAGAUGGGAAGUGACUUGCUCAAGGUCACACAGUUGGAUGAUGACAGAGCUAGACCCCAGAGUUCCUGAUUCCAAGUCACCUGUGCUUUCUGGGACCAAAUGGUGGGCACCUGCUGGAGCCCGGGCAGAGCAGUUCUUGGCUCUGUGCUACUUCAGACCUCACCACAGGUGGGGGUCCCAGUAGAAGGGCUCAGGGCCUGUGCCAGGCCUAUCAGUGCUGCUCAGACCCUCAUGGCCUCUCUUGUAAUUGUUUGCUCCCCCUUUCCUAUCACCAGCUAAGCACCUGGCCUUGAGAGCUGCUCUUUUGGGGGACCAGAGGUAGUGAGAGAAGGAAGCGGGUAGGCAGCGUGACAGGUGCUGCUUUCAAUUCCUCUGCAACUCCUCCCCCUUUUAUUUCCCCAGUUUAAGCAUAGGUCCUUCCAACUGUAGAAACUUCAGUCCCUCGGGCUGGCAGCCGCUGCAGGUAGCUGCCCCGGGGCAGGGGGCGCUGGCGGCUGGCGGCCAUGAGGAGGGUCGAAAGGCAGAAGGACUCUGGGUCUUGUUUCCAGCUCCCCUCCUCACUGCACAGUGACGUUCCCUCCCUCACUCCCCCUUUUUCCCAGAGCUAAUACACAGGUGCUAUUAUUCAGAAAAAAACUGGUCAACUUUGGCCAACAGUGAGGUUUCUUCUCUUCUGCCCUAACUAUUGUGUAGCCUCUUGUGCUGAAACUGGCUUCUGGCUUCUCCGGCUUCUCCGGCUUUCCGAGCCCUGAAACAAAGAGAAACAGGAUCUGUCUCUACCCAGCACAGCAAAUGGUUAUAGUAAUUGCCAAAGCCCUCAUCAACCCCUCCGGCUUGAGGAGAGGGUGUAAUCGUGGGUACUGCCGCUGUGCCCUGGCUGAAUCUCCCCCUCAGCCUUCUUGCUGUGAACUUGGGGCGUGGGGACCGAGUCUUUAGAGGCCAGCGUGCCCUCCUGCAGGGGCUGCUCCAGAGUGUGCCCUCCUUCCUCUCCUAGAUCACACAUCUCUGGCACAGGGCUGGCGUCAGGCCCCAGUGCUGAGCGUACCAGACGGUGUGCACCCCCUCCUUGCCUCCCACUGUGCACUCUGGAAGCUGAAGGUGCUUUCUUCAGAACUCUAAAAUGGCUGUCGAAGGUGCCCCCGGCUGCAACCCAGCAGUGACCAAAGUGGCAGGUGGAGGGCAGUGGUUCUCCCAAAUAGGAGUCCUGGGGCCUGGCUAGGCCAGGGUUUGGGCCUAAUGGCUUUGACUAAAUUACCCCCAUCCCCCUCCUUUCCGGAGAAGGGGGAGCCAGCACUACUCACUAUCAUUCUUCUCUGACCUUGAAGGGGGCGGUGUUGGCCUGGCUUCUGGAAUGGACGGAGUCUGCCUUGGAAAGGGCUGGGGGCAGGAGGAGGUGGGGAGGGCCACUGCCUGCAGAAGGUAGGAUUAGAUCAUUAGCUCAGUGACCUCCUAGGGUUUCGAUAUGCUGUGUUCUCAUCCUACAGCUGGUUUGGUAAUGAUCUGAAAGUCCCGGAGAGCAACAGCACAGCUCUGCCCGAUGCUCUCAUUAAAAUCUAUGCAGCCAAGCUCGGCGCUUUGUAGCAGCCGGCCUUGCGAAGCCUCCUCAGCUCGGGGGGCUGGGGACCCAGUCAGCCGAGAGGCCCUCUGGGCUCUACUUAUGCAUAUGUGCACCAAAAAAAAAAAAAAAAAAAGCUUCUUUAAACACAGAGCCCUUUAAGAUGAUAAAGGACCCUAUGCAGGUAAUUGUGUUAUCUUUGGAAUCCUGUAAUUGUAGAAUGCAAAGUUUAGUGAUUAUUUAAACUGGGCUGAGGCUGGUAAGAGUAUGGAGCAAUGGCCCCUAAGGACUCUAAGGGCUGAAGCCAAGGAGCCGCCUCCCUUCCCUAUUCUGCCCAGCCCAGGGGACCUGCCCCCAUUCCUGUGGCCCAGGGGCCCAGCUUCCACUCGGCAGUGUCAGAAGUGAGUUGUGACUCUGCCUUGGUUGUGAGAUGAGUACAUUCCAAGGGAGCAGCCACGGGGAGGGGGCAGGCUCAGCGAUCCCUUGGAGGCUCCGAGCAGCUGGCCCGAGCUCCAGCUCGCCUCCAACGGAAGCUCAAGCGCCCUCAGAAAUGACCCUGGCCGGUGUCACCGCAGAGCUGAGGCAGUGUUGUCAGGGCUAAUGUGAAAUCUCUUCCCGUGGCGCCGAUUCUCCGGCUCGGCAGCGCCAUCUCGGACAGAUUGAGGUCUCUGUGGCUUUGGUGACCCUGCGUAAGCAUUCCCACCGUGUCCCAGCUCUGCUUUCAGCCUGCUGCCCACUGCAACCCCCCUCACCUGACCUCAGGGCUUGAGGAGGGGGGCAGUGACCCCAAGGCCAGGGGCUUUUGCUCAGGAGAGAGGUCAGGCUUCCUGGGGGCUUUGAGCUCUACCGGGGUUCAGCCGACCUGGGACCAGGUGUCACCCAGAGAUGUGCCUCAGGAAGGGCUAGGGAACAAUUUUGUUACUGUAUUAACUUUAGUCACUUAACUCACUUGAGAAACUAACCAAUUUUUACUUUCUGUCUAGAAUGAUGUAUGUGUAGGAGAGAGAGCCAUCAUGCUCCUGAAGUGCCUUGUUUUCUCUGAUAUAAAUAUAUUUAUGAGGACCUGGUCCAGUGGAUUCUUGGGUGUGUUUGCCACAUCAAGAUUUUAGGGAGUGGGCUUGUUACGUAGUGGGGUUACAGUCUGAAAAUGAGUCCCCUUCCCCUGAAGAUGGGAACGGAGCUUGAGAUGCAGCUCUGAGCUCUAACCUUCAGGGGUUAAGCCAGACCCCUGACGUGACCCUUUCCUUGUCACCCUAUUCCUCUCAGGUCCUUAGAAGGAGGACUAGUUUUUCAAAGCCCCAUGCCUCCAAGCCUGGUCCUACUUGAGUCCCUGCCAGGCUCGUGUGUGUACCACAUUAGCACCCCAGUGACCUGAAGAUUCUGUGUAAUUGUUUUACGUAUACAUGCAAAUGCAUAAAUGCCAACAUCUUAAAUAAUUUGAUAAAGUCUUUGUAACCAUGCA
This is a messenger RNA of Orcinus orca (killer whale), 7938 nucleotides long. RefSeq names its product WASP family member 2 (gene WASF2). The record is from RefSeq and is a predicted model, not a curated record. Gene Ontology annotation, biological process: actin cytoskeleton organization; positive regulation of Arp2/3 complex-mediated actin nucleation. Gene Ontology annotation, cellular component: cytoskeleton. NCBI's taxonomy places the organism in Eukaryota, Metazoa, Chordata, Mammalia, Artiodactyla, Delphinidae. Gene Ontology annotation, molecular function: actin binding; Arp2/3 complex binding; protein kinase A regulatory subunit binding.